Messenger RNA from Clavispora lusitaniae ATCC 42720, 1845 nucleotides. RefSeq names its product methylenetetrahydrofolate reductase (NAD(P)H) (gene MET13). The record is from RefSeq and is a predicted model, not a curated record. Gene Ontology annotation, molecular function: methylenetetrahydrofolate reductase [NAD(P)H] activity; FAD binding. NCBI's taxonomy places the organism in Eukaryota, Fungi, Ascomycota, Pichiomycetes, Serinales, Metschnikowiaceae. Gene Ontology annotation, cellular component: cytosol. Gene Ontology annotation, biological process: tetrahydrofolate interconversion.
AUGAAGAUUACGGAUAAAUUGCAACAGGCUCAUCUGUGCAAGGUGGGUGGCUCGGCUCCUCCAGCCACUUUUUCUUUCGAGUUCUUUGUGCCCAAAACUUCCCAAGGUUUACAGAACUUAUACGACAGAAUGGACAGAAUGUACGAUUUGAAUCCGAUUUUCAUCGACAUCACCUGGAAUGCUGGCGGGAGGUCUUCUACUUUGACUAAUGAAAUGGUUUACACGGCCCAGUCAACUUUGGGCCUUGAGACUUGUAUGCAUUUGACGUGUACCAAUAUGCCCGUGUCUUUGAUUGACGAGGCCUUGGAAAAAGCCUUCAAGUCAGGAUGCCAAAACAUCUUGGCGUUACGUGGAGACCCUCCAUUGGAUGGCUCAGAGUCUACAGGAGACUUCAAAUAUGCGAAAGACUUGAUCGUAUACAUUCGCAAAAGAUAUGGUGACCAUUUCAACAUUGGUGUCGCUGCCUACCCUGAGGGCCAUCCUGAGGAACAAAAUUCACCUAAUUUGUUGAAGUAUUUGAAGGAGAAAGUGGAUGCGGGUGCCGAUUUUAUCAUUACACAAAUGUUCUACGAUGUAGACAACUUUAUUGCGUGGUGUGCCAAGUUGCGGGAGCUCGGAAUCACGAUUCCAAUUAUCCCGGGAAUCAUGCCUAUUUCGACCUACUCUGCCUUUAUUAGGAGAGCUAACUGGUCGCAGGUGGCCAUUCCCCAACACUUUUUGGAUGCAUUGAAUCCGAUUAAAGAGGAUGACUAUGCUAUCAGAGAAGUCGGAACACAGUUGGUAAGUGAAAUGUGUCAAAAGCUCAUCGAUUCCGGCUAUGUUAACCAUUUACACUUCUACACUAUGAAUUUGGAGAGAUCGACCGUGAUGAUUUUGGAGAAGUUGAACUUGGUGGAAUCUAUCAAGGACAACGACGCGGUUGUGGAAAUCUUGCCCUGGAGAAAAUCUUUGAACCCAAGCAGAUCGAAAGAGUCCAUCAGACCAAUUUUCUGGCAAAACAGAAAGUAUUCGUAUAUCUCGCGUACUUCAGGUUGGGAUGAGUUUCCUAAUGGUAGAUGGGGUGAUUCCAGAUCGCCCGCGUUCGGUGAUAUUGACCUUUCUGCAUCCGAAUUGUUAAGGCAAUCCCCCAAGAGAGCGUAUGAGUUGUGGGGAUGUCCUCAGACGCUUAAUGAUUUGUCUGAUAUCAUUGUUUCUUACUUGAACAAUGAGGUUAAGGCCUUGCCAUGGUCCGAUGGGCCUAUUGGUGAAGAUACUACGGUUUUGAAGGAUGCGUUGAUCGCCCUUAAUAGAAAAGGUCUUUUUACUUUGAACUCGCAACCUGCUCUUAGUGCAGUAAGAUCCAACGAUAAGUUGUACGGUUGGGGCCCCAAAAAUGGUUUUGUGUACCAGAAACAGUAUUUGGAGUUCCUCGUCCGUAAAGAUAAGUUGAAAGAAUUGUUGGAUAUUGUUGAAAAGCACAAUGCUAAAGACACGUAUGGUCUCAUCACAUAUUAUGCUGUGGAUAAGAGUGGGAAUUUGCAUACCAACUCGAAAAACGACGAUAUCAACGCUGUUACCUGGGGUGUCUUCCCUGGUGAAGAGAUCUUGCAACCCACAAUUGUCGAAAAAGUUUCAUUCUUAGCAUGGAAGGACGAGGUUUACUCUUUACUUGACGAGUGGAUCACGAUUUUCCACAGCAAGGCCAUCACAGAUAUUGUUCCUGAGGACAAGAUCAACAAAUUCGAUGAUUUAAUCAAGUCCUUUGGCGAGAAUUUUGUCUUGUGUAAUUUCGUCAACAAUGAUUUCACAAGUGACAACAAUGUCAUGUUCAACUUAUUGAACAGUCUCAGCGGGUCAUGCUUGUAA